AGCCACGGAAUCAUAACGUUUCAAAUCUUCUGUAGAAAAAUAAACAAAUUGAACUGUUCAGUUGUCUUUACCGAGUGUGAAAAUGAGUCAAUCGUCGUCGCAAUCCAGGGAAAAUGGAAGUUAUACACCAGAGCAAUUGAAUACCGUUCAGCGGAUCAAAAACUGCACAGAUUUUUACGAAAUGUUGAAUGUUUCUGAGGAUGCUUCCGGUUCGCUGAUCAAAGAUUCAUACAAAAAGCUUGCGUUGCUCCUCCACCCAGAUAAAAACAAAGCUCCAGGCGCAGAAGACGCAUUCAAAUCGGUGGCCAAUGCGUACACAGUUUUGACUGAUGACGAGAAGCGAGCCAAAUAUAAUGUAUCUAGGAGAACAGAAGGACAUAAAUUCGCCUAUAAAGAGUUCCAAAUGGAUGUGGACCCUUACGUUGUGUUGGGUUGUGCUGUUGGCGUUGGGAUAGGAGUACUUGCCGCGGGAUUAUUAUGGAAGCUGUUCGCACCGUCUAAGAAAAGCGAAGAGGAAUAAGCUUCGAAAGUUGAUGUUCUCCAAAUUUUAUCAAUUCAUCUUGCGCGUGUAUCAUCGUGCUUAGGAAUGAAUUAUUUAAACAUACUUGUUUGUUUCAGCAAUGGAUAUGUGGAGUACACUGACUAUACGAGACGAACAAGAAUUCAUAAUUGGUGUAUUAUUUCAGUAUACAUCUGAUGAUAAUAUAAUGUGAUUGAAAACUAAA
Toxorhynchites rutilus septentrionalis is the source of this 725-nucleotide messenger RNA. Its product is annotated as dnaJ homolog subfamily C member 18-like. Gene Ontology annotation, cellular component: endoplasmic reticulum membrane. The transcript has a single exon. NCBI's taxonomy places the organism in Eukaryota, Metazoa, Arthropoda, Insecta, Diptera, Culicidae. The coding region runs from base 83 to 520 and encodes 145 amino acids. The record is from RefSeq and is a predicted model, not a curated record. Gene Ontology annotation, molecular function: Hsp70 protein binding. Gene Ontology annotation, biological process: cellular response to misfolded protein.